Messenger RNA from Cryptomeria japonica (Japanese cedar), 3945 nucleotides. RefSeq lists its product as uncharacterized. The record is from RefSeq and is a predicted model, not a curated record. Bases 249 to 3473 code for a protein of 1074 amino acids. The transcript has 20 exons. NCBI's taxonomy places the organism in Eukaryota, Viridiplantae, Streptophyta, Pinopsida, Cupressales, Cupressaceae. Gene Ontology annotation, biological process: GPI anchor biosynthetic process. Gene Ontology annotation, cellular component: endoplasmic reticulum membrane. Gene Ontology annotation, molecular function: mannose-ethanolamine phosphotransferase activity.
UUCCCUUCCCGACUUCACAUUUCCUCCACUUAAUCGACUCAUCGUUGCAUGGGAAAGGAGUUAGUGAAAGCCCUCGACUUAUUCAAAGCAAUAACCGUUUUUGCCAAAUGUUCGACAAAAUGACUUGGAUGGCUCUAGCUGAUUUGCAAUAGCAAGAAACUUCUCUGCAAAUACUCUUCAUACUCACAGUGCGAACGAAGUAGAAACGAAAAAAGAAGAACGAAGGCUCAAAAUUUUGAAGUCUAAAAAUGGAGAAUAAAAAAUCAGUGAAGAAAACCUUCAUUUGUCUCUCUCUGUACAUUCUAUUCCUCCACGCGGUCGCCAUUUAUUUCUUUGCAAGGGGUUUUUUGUUGACUCGUACGGAGCUCUCUGCUUUCAGUCAUUGCUCAGACAUUGAAAAGUCACCUUGCUUACGCAGAGUUUCUCAACAAAAUUGUAGUAAUAAGUUUUUUGAUGAAGAUCAGAAGAGUAAAAGGGAAUCGAAUGAGUCAAAAAGUUGUAGAGUUGAAAAGGCGUGUUGGACAAAUCCUGCUGUGGAUAAAGUUGUCCUUAUUGUUCUAGACGCAUUAAGGUUCGACUUUGUUGCACCCAGCAGUUUUUUCAAAGAGGUCAAGCCAUGGAUGGACAAAUUGCAAGUGCUUCAGAAGCUAGCUUUAGAAGAAGGGUCGUCUGCAAAGAUUUUCAAGGCCAUUGCUGAUCCUCCAACUACUAGUCUACAACGCUUGAAGGGAUUAACAACUGGCGGACUGCCAACUUUUAUUGAUGUCGGAAAUAGCUUUGGAGCUCCAGCCAUCACUGAAGAUAAUUUGAUACAUCAGCUAAUUAAGAAUGGAAGACGUGUGAUUAUGAUGGGUGAUGAUACAUGGUUACAAGUAUUUCCAAACCACUUUCACAAAGCUUAUCCGUAUCCAUCAUUUAAUGUUAAGGACCUUCAUACUGUGGACAAUGGUGUCAUUGAACAUAUGUUUCCAACAUUAUAUCAGUUUGACUGGGAUAUUCUUAUUGCACAUUUCCUUGGUGUGGACCAUGCAGGCCACAUAUUUGGGGUGGAAUCUCAACCAAUGAUUGAAAAGUUGGAGCAAUAUGAUGAUGUUCUAGAGAAAGUUGUAUCAAUUCUGAAGAAUCAUUCAGAACCUGGAGGUUUGCAUGAAAACACAAUGCUCAUAGUGAUGGGAGACCAUGGGCAGACCUUGAAUGGAGAUCAUGGAGGAGGAACAAAUGAAGAGGUAGAAACAUCAAUUUUUGCAAUGAGCAUGUCCACUCAUGCAGGAUCAAUUCUGUCAAAUUUGGACACUUCAGAUUGCAGGAUAGCUUUUGAUGGAAGAAAUGACAUUUGUAUUGGAUCCAUACCCCAGCUUGACUUUGCAGUGACAAUGGCAGCAUUAAUUGGUGUGCCUUUUCCUUUCGGAAGUGUUGGACGUGUGAACCCAGAGCUUUAUGGUUUAGUUGCAGGAACAUGGUCUGAACCGAAUGAUGUUGUUGAUGAUAACUCUAGCACCUGUUUGAAGCUGCAAAGAUGGAUGGAACACUAUACAGAUGUUAUGUGUAUUAAUAGUUGGCAGGUCAAACGGUACAUUGAUGCAUAUUCUGCAUCUUCUAUUAUUGGGUUUUCCCCAGAAGAUCUGACAAUAUUGGAAGAUAUCUAUAAUCGGUCACAAGCAACAUUUUUAAAUUUUGAAGAGCAACAAUCAUCAUCAAAAGAUGAGUUUGAUAAUGGGAAUUGUAAAUUGAAAAUGUCCGGGUAUCAAAAACAGAUUGAUGCUUACUCUGAAUACUUGGAAGUGACUGCUCAGCUUGCUCGGGCCAAAUGGACGCAGUUUGGUAUCAAAGCAAUGAUAAUUGGGUUCCUCCUUUUGCUACUUUCAUUUAUCGUGCAUUUAACUGCAGCAUUGAGACUUGGAAAGAUAAUUAUGGUUUGUUCAAAAAAGGAAUGUACAAAUUUGGAGGCAUGCUUUCCUUGGAGACAAUUGCUUGUAACUGGAUUGUGUUCAACCUUUCUUGGAAUUUUCUGCUUCCCAAUUGCCUAUUCCAUUCUAGAAGGCAUGGCUUUUCCUCAGUCAGUUGCUGCUCUGAAAGAGCAUAUUUUACUAUUAGUCCUUGGAACAUUUGCUAUGGGUUCAGCAAUUGGCUAUAUGGUACAAUUUAAGGCUGGUUUAUACAGACAUUGGAAGGCAUGCUCCUCCAUAUGUUGGAUCAUGCUGUUUUCCUUGGAAAACUAUAAGGGGAUUUCUCUGAGACAUAUGACAGCUGUGUCUAUUGUCAUUAUGCGUGCGAUUAGUUUUCUUUCAAACAGCUUUAUUCUUGAGGAGGGAAGGGUGGCAAACUUUCUUCUGGCUUCAAUAGGAUUGUUAAGUCUUCAUUCUUCCAUUCAGAAUGAAUCCAUGGUUCCAGAGGCAUUUCUCUUUCUGAUAUUAAACACUAUUCUGGGUAUAAUUGGGAAAAAUGGGGCAUCGAAGGAAGCCUUGAUGCAACCUGCAUCAGAUAAUUAUUCUUUCACGUCGUCUGAUAGUGUAGCAAAGCUGUUUGUAAUAAUUGCUUUUGCAGCAGUAAUAGUAACCUUACCAGUUUCAAGGUGGCUUCGACAUAAGCAUUUCUUGCUGGAUCAAUAUUAUUUGUUUGCCUUAUACAUUGGUGGCUUUAUAAGUUGCCUUUUGAUAUUGUUACAUUGGAUUUUGGGAGAUAUAGCCUUGAUUCAUUUUGUCAAUAUGCCUACCUUUGUGAAAGAUACUGCAAGACUCAUGUUUCCACGCAUAGUGUAUAUUCUUACUAUUGGGCUCACGAUACUGCUGUUCUCUAUACAAAAAUCAAACUUGAAGGAGCCUACUUGUUACAAACAGAAUACAACUGUGGCUGUUUUAGCCAUGUUAUCAGUAUGGAGUUAUACUAUUUUGCUGUUGCUUGGGAAGCAGGGCCUACUUAUAACAUUGCUUGCUGUUUUACAGGGUUGGUGCAUCUUGAAGUUGCAGAAUUCCUUGUCAAAGAAGAAAGAAUCAGAUGGGACUAAGAAUGACCUGACAUCAGAUCCCCUGCCAAUUAUCCAAUGGAACCUCUUUGCUGUGCAGUUGUUUUUCUGCACAGGUCACAGGUGUACUUUUGAUGGCCUCCGUUAUGGUGCUGCCUUUAUUGGGUUUGACAACUUCAACAUUAUUCGACAAGGCAUUCUUCUUGCACUUGAUACAUUUGGAGUUUCUCAUAUAUUGCCGAUAUUUGGGCUUCCGUUGCUUGUCACAACUAAACAUUCACGUGUUCAUGAUGAUAAACGUCAAGAAAUCUUCCUCUUACACGUAAUCCAGGUUUUCUUGACUUAUGGGCUUAUUUCUGUAAUCAUGGUAAUUUUCUCAACAAUUUGUGUGACAAUACAGCGGCGCCAUUUGAUGGUGUGGGGCUUAUUUGCUCCAAAAUAUGUAUUUGACAUUGUGGGUCUCCUCCUUACAGAUACCUUAGUUGUUUUGGCUGUUAUUUAUUAUACAUGAGCUGCUGGAAAGAACCAAUCAGUGUGUGUAAGGAGGAAAAUUGGUUAUGAUGGCUUCUGUAAAAAAUACAUUUUCUAGAGUCCAUUCUCAAAGAUUGACAUCUUCUUUUAUGUGUUUGUUAUUCCCAAUGACUAAUACUUAUAUGGAAGACUAAGGAUCCAGUGGAGCAUAGAAAUUUCCGUUAGGUGUAUGUUUUUUUGGGUUCAAAGCGACAUGUCAGUGAUUUUGUACUUUGGUUCAGUCUUUUACAAAUAGUGCAGAGAAACAUUGGCAUUGGAAGGCCAGUAAUAUUUUCUUACUACAAAUACAUCAUCGACACAAUUCAAACAUUAAUUUCCGGCGAAGAUCCAUUUAUUGUCACAGUUUUGCUCUAUAUUCUGAAUAAUCUGACAAAGUAGUGCAUCCCUUUCCAAUAAAGAGAAUAUCAAGCAGAUAUCCUUCUCUGUGAGGAUAUAUUGUUACUUACGCAGCA